Molecule: messenger RNA, 1761 nt
Organism: Talaromyces stipitatus ATCC 10500
Lineage: Eukaryota; Fungi; Ascomycota; Eurotiomycetes; Eurotiales; Trichocomaceae
Product: DNA repair protein Rad7, protein
Exons: 5
Coding region: 1-1761 (586 amino acids)
Biological process (GO): SCF-dependent proteasomal ubiquitin-dependent protein catabolic process
Cellular component (GO): SCF ubiquitin ligase complex
Molecular function (GO): protein binding
Source: RefSeq, a predicted model, not a curated record
AUGGAUGAAACGAAAUGGAAAUCAGAUAAGGGGACCUCAAACAAUAUCUCCGCAGCCCAGAUCCAGAAUGAUUAUCAAGAGCGUCUACGUCAGGCCGAGCGUCAGGCCGAGCGUCAAGCCGAGCGAGAGCAGAGGGAAAGUGGCCAAGUCGAAGAGCAGUAUGAGGAUGAGAAUACUGGCGAGGCUCCCGAGGAAAAGAAGAAGAGGAAACGAAAAGAGGCUGCUACAUUAGCCAAAAUCAAACAGAGCAAAGAAUUUGCACGUCGCAAAGCUCGCAAGGGCGAUGACACGGAUGACGAUGAGAUAGCUCGAGACAUGAUGUUACAAAAGUCGAAGCCAUUGCCGGGACAGUUAGACAACUGCGAGAUUUGUGAGAAGAGAUUCACUGUCACACCCUACAGCAAGACCGGUCCAAACGGUGGCCUUCUUUGCGCCAAGUGUUCUAAAGAAUUGGCCAAAGAUGAGAAAAAGGCGAAGCCGAAGAAAACUGCUCCUAAGACGGGCCGUCGUCAGAACCAAAGCAAAUUACUAGAUGGCAUUGCUCAGCAAGGCGCUCCAAGUCUGGUGGAGAUGUGCAUAAAGAAAGUCGCAGACAACAUCAACGACGUGGAAGAGUUUGGUGACUUGCCUCCACAAUUACUCCAUCGUUUGAGUCAGAUUCUAUCCAAGAGACGAGUGCUCACUCCUCGGACACUUCAACUGUUUCUCCGUUCAGAUUUUGAUGCGAUCAAUAUCUACGAUUGUGGCAAACUCGAGACGGAUGAUUUUGAGAAGAUUUUUGCCUUUAUGCCGCAUCUAACACAUGUCAAUCUGCGCUUUGCAGGUCAAAUGAAAGAUAAAGUGCUAGAAUACAUGAUGGACCGUCAGCUCAAGAUCAAGCAUCUCCAACUCGAUGCAGCGAAUCUCGUCUCUGAUGGUUGCUGGAGACGACUCUUUAUGAAGCUUGGUGCUCAACUCGAGGGAUUGAGACUUUCAAAUCUCGAUUCUUCCUUCGAUGACGAAACUGUCGUGACCCUUACGAAACAAUGUCCAAAUCUUCGGCGCUUGAAACUAAGUCACUGCUGGAAAAUCGGCGACGAAGCGCUUGCUGCUCUGGGAAAUUUGUCCAGCCUCGAGCAUCUCUCACUCAACCUACUGCGAGAUGUGCAACAAACCAAUGUUGUCAAUCUCGUCGAUAAACUCGGACCUAAACUACGUACUCUGUCUCUACAAGGCUCUCACGACUGCGACGAUAAGCUACUGGAAACAAUACACACACGUUGCUCUCGGCUUGAAAAAUUGCGAUUGUCUGAUAACGCAGUCUGUACUGAUAAGGGCUAUGUGAAUCUUUUUACGGGAUGGUCGAACCCGCCUCUGAAGUUUGUUGACUUAUCUUCGACACGCGAUAUCGAUAACUCUAAUCCGGACGGACCAGCGGAACCUGUUGGACUGGCGUCAAAAGGUUUCGUGGCUCUGAUGGAGCAUUCAGGAUCCAAGCUAGAAAAAUUGAACAUCAGUUCGUGCCGUCAUAUUUCUCGUGAUGCCUUUGAAAAGGUCUUUGCUGAGGAUCGGAUCUAUCCUGCAUUAGCGGACCUGGACAUUUCGUUUCAUACCGUGAUGAACGAUUUCGUUGUCGCAUUACUCUUCAAAUGCUGUCCCGCGAUGAAGAAGUUGACGGCAUUUGCUUGUUUCAAUGUCGUUAACGUCCGCGUCCCAGCAGGAGUGGCAUUGAUUGGCGGUCUUCGAGCCCAAGACUCGAUCAUCGUCGAGGGAGACUUCUAA